This is a messenger RNA of Botrytis cinerea B05.10, 2491 nucleotides long. RefSeq lists its product as hypothetical. The coding region runs from base 444 to 2183 and encodes 579 amino acids. NCBI's taxonomy places the organism in Eukaryota, Fungi, Ascomycota, Leotiomycetes, Helotiales, Sclerotiniaceae. Gene Ontology annotation, biological process: transmembrane transport. Gene Ontology annotation, molecular function: transmembrane transporter activity. The record is from RefSeq and is a predicted model, not a curated record. The transcript has a single exon.
GACGCUUCGAAACGAUUAACGGAAAUAAGAAUUUCACCCACUGUUGUUUCUAUCAUCAGAUAGUUUUCCCCGGCGUGAACCCCCUGUACAGAAAUUGAGCACAUUAGCGCAAGUAUGAUUUCUAGCAUGCAGGGCAAAGAAAAUUUUCAUUGCUACCAAGAAAUGUUUCUAUAUCUUCUCCCGAUUCUUCAGGGAAGAUUUUAUGAAACAAAAACUCUAUUUUUUGUUUGACUCAACUCACACGAAACCUUUCCUCUGCUUCUUGUGUCAAACUCGGACCAGGUAUUUUGCAUGCAUAAAGUUUCCCUCGGAAACUCCACGCGAAGCUCUUCUCCAGCUGUUCGAGCUCGUAUAAUUCUUCUUACAAAUCUUUUGCACUCCUGCUCUAUCUCUUUAUCGCCAGACACAUUGCAAAAGCCAACCAAGGGAUCCAAGAUCACUGGAUGAUUAUGGCACCUCCGAUUGAAUCUCGGACCAAGGUGGACACGAAAGGGCUUAAAACUAGUCAAAAUACCGUUGACAAUAAUCCCGACGGAACACAUGUAGACACCACAGUACAGAAGGGUAUCCAGGAGAUUGAGGCGAUAACUAUCACAUGGUCAAGGACCUGGCUUAUCAUUGCUUAUAUUUUGAUCUGGAUUACCUACUUUGUUCAAGGUCUGGUGUCUGGCGUCACUGGCUCUCUUCUUCCAUACAUCACGUCUGACUUCGCUUUUCACUCUCUCACGCCUACUACAAGUAUAAUGAGUGCUGUUAUUGGCGGAGUUUCUAAUCUGAGCAUUGCGAAGGUUCUGGACAUCUUUGGUCGACCUCAAGGAUAUACUUUCUGCGCCGUGCUCUGCGUCAUUGGUCUUAUUAUGUCAGCUAGUUGUAACAAUGUCGAGGCGUAUGCUGCAUCUCAAGUCUUCUACACAGUUGGCAUAAAUGGCAUAGGAUAUAGUCUCAGUGUCUUUGUCGCUGAUACAUCCUCACUACGGCAUCGAGGCCUGAUGCAAGCAUUUGUCAGUACCCCUAAUCUGAUCACUUGCUGGCUAGGUGGGCCAAUAUCUACAGCCUUUUUGAAUGGGCCUGGCUGGCGCUGGGCCUAUGGAGCGUUCGCAAUUCUCAUUCCGCUUGUGACUUUUCCGCUUUCAGGCCUUUUCAUAUGGCAAUUUUUAAAAUCUAAGAAGCUAGACCUUGUACAAAGGAAUGAUAGUGGAAGCACAAUUUGGCAGUCUAUCAUCUACUACUGCCGCGAGUUCGAUGCUGUCGGUCUUAUUCUGAUAUCUGCUGGCGUCGCGUUCUUUCUAUUGCCAUUCAACCUUUACACUAUUGAGGCUAAAGGGUGGGGAUCCUCCCUUAUCAUCUGCUUCCUAGUUUUCGGUAUCGUAUUGAUCAUCGCUUUCGCUAUAUGGGAGAAGUUUUUUGCGCCCAUAUCAUUCAUUCCAUGGUCUCUCCUCAAGGACCGUACAGCCUUCGGUGCUUGUCUCCUCUCAUUUACGCUCUUCAUUAGUUACUCCUGCUGGGCCAGCUACUUCAGCUCUUUUCUACAAGUUGUGAAUAACUUGAGUGUUACCAAUGCCAGUUAUGUCAUUCAGACGUACACUGUCGGCGGUGUAUUGCUCUCACUCGUCACUGGUGGUAUCAUCAGCUUUACUGGGCGUUACAAACCCAUUGCCCUUUACUUUGGUGUUCCUCUGACGAUCCUUGGCAUGUCGCUCCUAAUCUACUUCCGUCAGCCUGACCAGAGCAUUGGGUAUAUUGUGAUGUGCAUGAUAUUUAUUUCGUUUGCAGAGGGGGUCUUGGUUAUUUGUGACGAGAUUGCCAUCAUGGCCGCCUCUGCGGAACAGCAACAUUUUGCGGUCAGUCUGGCUGUGUUAGGAUUGUUUGGAAACAUUGGGUCUGCUAUUGGUCUUACCAUUUCGGCUGCUAUCUGGCAGGGUAUAUUUCCGAGAAAGCUUUCUACAUAUCUUCCCGAUGUGGAUCCAGCAAAUGUAUUACUAGUAUAUGAGUCCUUACCGGCGCAGUUAUCGUUUCCGCUAGGAUCGACUGAACGCCUUGCAAUCCAGCACGCCUAUGGUGAUGCGCAGAGAGCAUUGUUGAUUGCUGGCACCGUUGUCUGGGUUCUCGGUAUAUUGUCGGUAUUAUUGUGGCGCGACAUCAAGGUUAUUGGAAUUCGCCAGACAAAAGGCCAGGUUGCUUAAGCGUUGAGAUUAAUUUUAGUGCAUAGAUUUUCAAAAAUGGCUGCAUGUAUAUGAUAUAGUUCCUGCAAAUACUAUCAACGAUAUAGCAAUUGUCUGAAAAAGGAACCUUUCUCCACUCCGUUGAAUCUGUAGCUUUUGUCCGUCGUUUGUGUGUAACUUUCGGAGAAAAACGUAUUGGCGGGAGCAUAGCUUCCGUCUUAAAAUUUGAUAAUCGAAGCUCUUGUAUCUCAGCAAGAGACUUCCUACAUCCACAAGAUACACGGAAGCUUGAAAUCGGUCGGCUCAUUGCAACUGGGCAAACGGGCCCA